Paramormyrops kingsleyae is the source of this 1845-nucleotide messenger RNA. RefSeq lists its product as uncharacterized. The record is from RefSeq and is a predicted model, not a curated record. NCBI's taxonomy places the organism in Eukaryota, Metazoa, Chordata, Actinopteri, Osteoglossiformes, Mormyridae.
ACGGGAUCGCUGACUGGUGCAGCCGUAACUCCGCCUCUUCAGCCAGCGGUGACGGCGGCUGGAAAUGGCUGUUUUGUGUUAGGAGCGCCCUUCCACUCUAUCGAGGAGUUUUCCGUUUUCCUUGCUCUUUUUGCGCAGAGAUUUUUUGUUUUAAUUUAAUUUCGUUUGGGGGAUCUCAUCAAGGGCCGGGCCUGAUGUUCUGCUUUAUGAAAAAAAAGACAUCUAAAGUUUAUAAGGGCUGCCGGUAUGAAACUAUGAAAAGAAUGCUCGUAUCUGUAAGACAAAGAAAAGUACGCCGGAGUGGCACCUACACAGCAACUUUAUAAUGCAUUUAUAAUGAUUUCCUCAGAACGGGUAUUUAUUGCCAGCAUUGAUUGUAAUAACUGGGAGACGGUGUGCGCAUGUUUAGUAGUGUAAUAUCCUUUUUCUUUUUCUCCCAGUAUGAUGAUCAGUUGGUUUGAGGAGGCAUUUCCACGAAAUAUUCGCGAUAAAAUAUGGCACCCUGGCAGUCUUACGUGUACGGAGUUCCUACCCUAAGACAAUGGCAGAGUCCCAGUUAAUUUCCUCCAUUUUUUUGCCCCACUGGCGAAGCGCUGAUAGAGGGAUCCGCUUCUUGUACCUUGCAGACUGUUGCUCCUUUAGGAUCAGCCAGAGCUGCGAUACCAAGGACUCUAUGCUUCCCCUGUUUCUUGGUGCAGACUUGUUCGCAAAAACUAGUAUCCGAACUGAGAAUCAUCCUAGAUACCAUGCAAAGUUCGCUAAGAAAGGGCUGGCGACCAAACUUGUAUUCUCAUCCGGGUUCCGACUACAUGGGUUGAGACUCCCCACUGGAAACAACAGUCUAUGGUUUUACAGCAUCCAGGGUGUUUUUCGUGUGGCUUUUGAGCUCUACAGCCAGCAUGAGCAACUGUCUGUCUUGGAGGCUUUUCAGCUGGAUCCUCCAAGUCCAGAAGUUGUUGUGAAGAUCCACGACAGAGAGCUGCAGCUGAGGUUGAGCUGCUCAAAUGCCCCAGACAUAGAUGUACAUUCCCCUCAGCUGCUGGAAAGUGGCAGCACCGCCUACCAGGAAGAGGAGAGCCCUCCUACAGUGACCUCAGCAUCCGACCAUGACUACUGUCGCCAUGCACGUGUAACCUCCCCAGACUGGUAUUACAGCACUUCCCGGAAAAUCCAACGUUUAUUGGUUAUUUUGGAGGACUUGAUGGGCGAGGUUGAGAGGGAGAAACAAGAGACUGUCUCGCUACUUUUGGAGCACAUGGAGCAGUGUAUGAAGAGUGGGUUAGAUGAGAGGGGAUUGUCUGACCUUGUAUUGGGUCUCCUAGAGUCACAGGGACAGGGACAGGGAGCCAUGGACCCAGGCUCUGUAUACUGCAGCCCUCUGCUCUGCACCAUUGCCGGGUGGCUGGGCCACCGUUUCAAUGCUGCAAACGGCUGCAUCAGCCAGCAGGUGGAGAGCUUUAAGAUGCAGCACAUCGACCACAUCACGGAUCUGCCGGCCGCCGAGGAGCUGGCCGGCGAGUUGUUUCCUGAGGCCAUGCGGGUGCUGCUUCUGAACUGGAUGGGUCUGAGUGACAGCGGUGCCGUCUGGAAGCGGCACAGCGAGUACCCCAUCCUGCUCCUGAUCCUCGAGUUUGCGAACCACAAUCUUAUCACUGGUGUGGCCCAUGUCCUGUACUCUAGUUUGAUAUGCAAAUAGACUAACAUACAACAUUUAAGAUGCGACAUACAAUUUAUUUUUACAAGUCAUUGGUAGAGACCAGUAAGCCCAUUAUUUUUCAUGUUGCCAAAUCAAUAAAGCACAAUUAUCAGCUCAGCCUUGAGAUGAAAAUUUCCAUCUUCAUUGAA